UUUUACUUUUAGUUCCUUGGCAUUCGUUAUUCAGUUAUUUAUAUAACCUAUAACUUGAAUAAAUCUCUACUAAGAUACUCUACUAAGCCUAAAUAUAUCGGAAAUGCCAACUCUAAGAAACAGCCUCAUCGUCCUUUAUAAGGAUAUCGCUGAUAACGUCAAGACAAAUGUGGAGACCUUGAAACGUCAACGAAUAAACGAUACCUUCGUUUUUAUGGAACUUGAAAAAAGCUGUAAGCUUAUAGCUUUUUUCGAAGCCGUGAUGGCACUUCUGCAAAUAAUCUUCAUCUUUCGAAAAGGACAUUACGCACCCAACUCGCCGUAUUUCCUGUGGGUGCCUGGGGAACGCGAACAAAUCGAUCUGGAUGUUCUAAACAAACGUACGCGUAUGCGAACUAAUUUUCAUUUCACCAUCGGACUAAACUUGAUUACGAUUCUCAAUUCUUUGCUUCUCUAUAUAGGAACCAUAAAGAAAUACUUUGUCUGCCUCUACCUUUGGAUCUAUAUCAGCCUGUUUACAUUGGCUAUGUGCACUCUAAACAACACCAUUCUCAACUUUAAAACAGAGCAAAUAUACCUAGGAGCUAUAUCAUUGUUAUUUGAAUGCUAUUGUAUCUUUAUUGUGAUUUGUUUGAUAUUAAGUUACCGGGAUCAGUUGGAGGACUCUAAAACUGAAAAACCUGAAAUGGAAUCCGAAUCUGAUUCCGAUUUUGCAGAAUAAAAUGAAAUAUGUCCCUGUU
Messenger RNA from Drosophila ananassae, 740 nucleotides. RefSeq lists its product as uncharacterized. The record is from RefSeq and is a predicted model, not a curated record. The transcript is spliced from 3 exons. Bases 104 to 721 code for a protein of 205 amino acids. NCBI's taxonomy places the organism in Eukaryota, Metazoa, Arthropoda, Insecta, Diptera, Drosophilidae.